Molecule: messenger RNA, 3485 nt
Organism: Perca flavescens (yellow perch)
Lineage: Eukaryota; Metazoa; Chordata; Actinopteri; Perciformes; Percidae
Gene: ppp1r2
Product: protein phosphatase 1, regulatory (inhibitor) subunit 2
Exons: 6
Coding region: 237-881 (214 amino acids)
Biological process (GO): regulation of signal transduction
Molecular function (GO): protein phosphatase inhibitor activity
Source: RefSeq, a predicted model, not a curated record
ACCCGCUAGUACUGCUGUGCUACAUUGCCUCACCAGUCAGUGACGAAUAGACAUGCUGAACCGCCAGUGUUGGUAGAAUCCUGCACAUGUUUCUCCUGAGUUUAUGGAAGAGUACUGAGUUAUGACGGGGCGUAUGUUUAAAACCGAACCAGUCUUUGGUAAUUAGCUAAGUCGCAGAAAUCACAGCAUUAGAAAAUCAGUUGAAGAGAAAUAGUUGAGCCUGACCGAGUGUGGCGAUGGCAACUCCCCGGCGGCCGAUAAAAGGCAUCCUGAAAAACAAGAACAGCGGGACAGAAAUCAAAUCGCUGCCAGAAGACGUACCAGGAGACAGUCCUGAACAAGCCCCUGUGCUCUCGGAAGAUGACCCACAGAAGAAAUCCCAGAAAUGGGAUGAGAUGAACAUCCUGGCCACGUACCAUCCGGCUGACAAAGACUAUGGCCUGAUGAAGAUAGAUGAACCCAGCACACCUUACAACAGGAUGGUGGGGGAAGACGAAGAUGAAGGGGCGCUGAGUGACUCGGACGGCCACAGUGGACUCGCAGCUGAUGACCUGGCUUCAAAGCUGGUGGCAGCCGAGGGCUCAGAGCCUCGCUUCAUGAAGGAAGAAGAAGAAGACGAAGAGAGCAGUGAGGAGGAGGCCGAGGACCUGACUCCUGAAGAACAAGCCAAAAAGACGCAUUUUCAGAUGAUGCGAAAGAUGCACUACAACGAGGGCCUGAACAUCAAGCUGGCCCGCCAGCUCAUUGCCAGCGAGCUAGAAGAAGACGAGGAUGAAGACGAAGAGAUGAGGGACGACACAGAAGAGGCGAGGGAGGACACAGAGGAGACGGAGGAGAUCAGUGUUGACCCGCCACAGGAAGCUGAUUCUCUGGACUCGUAGAGGAGGCUUCUCUCCCACCUUCAGCCCUGUAUGUCGGCUCCAGAUCCAGACAGACAAUGCCACUGCACUCUGUGAUUUUAACGCUGGGCCGUACAGCAGACACCGCUUCACCACCGCUAUAACAAACCCCAACAGCCAUAACCUCCCGGUCACCUGUCUGUCUUCUACUGUUCAUCAGAACUGUGCAAUAUAACCUCCAAACCCUCUGGAUUUUAACUCCCAGAAUCAGUUCGACACACAAGAGAAGACUGUUGCUCCCUUCUCCCCGCUCCUGUUGCCAAGAAUUUCCUCUCCUACCUCCUCUGGACUGGCAUCGCACUGAAGAAUUUGUCAUUCUGACCCUGAAAGGAGGAUCAAGGCCAUCUAAAAAAAAAAAUAAAAAAAGAAAAAUAAAAAAACGGUUGGAUACCAGGACUCGCGUCUGGCCACUCCACAGUCCUUCUGCAGGCCACAGAGCCAGUACGUCAGCCCUGGAGGAAGCCAGGGGAAACCCCACGGCCUCGAUGAAGGCGUGUCUGAGACAUGACGACAGCCCUCAUGCUGGGUGCACGUCAGGCGGCUUCUAUUUUUGUUUUGCUUUGUGACCCACCACUAUGUUGCAUUUUCUGUCGCCCUUCAGUACAUGUUGUGGUAAAGUUGGACACCGUGAUGACCAGUUAGGUUGUUGUCUUUGUUUUACCUGGUAAUUCAGGUAAACUAUUCAUAUUGGCAUAAGAGUGUUCUGAUCAUUUAGGCGCCAUGUAUUAGUCUCUAAUAGUACAAGACAACAUGACCUACAUAAUCCAAAUUUCAUUAUAAGAAAAACCCAUCCAAAUUUGAUACCAUACAACCAACCAUACAUACUAUUAAUUGACACAUGUAUGCUGUGGUGUCUCACUUUGAUGCUUGCAAUCAACUGUAUGGCUUUCUGCUUCCGAUCAAGUAAAACAACACACAUAUAUAUAUAUAUACUGGCAUAGAACUUCUUAUUUACGUUCUCUCAUUACAAACAAGAACAUGAACCCCAAACGUCAUUUAAAAUACUGGCAAUUGAAAAAAACAUAUAUACCUCAUAGAACCAGACUGUUUUCAAUAAAAACUCAGCAUUUAAAUUGAUUGGCGGAAGGAAAGAUGGCAGGACAAGCUGGUAAUAAACAUUUCACAAUGUUCAGUCAAGACUGAGUCGGGCCCCUUUGUUUUUCCUGGCCAUAGCAGUAAGGUAAGGAAAUUGGCAUUUAACACAUUUUAUCUUUUUAAGAUGGAAGGAGAGAUGAUGUCGAAGUCCCACAUCAGAGUUCCAGCAUUUGCCACUGAUUAAACAGGACAUUGUCCCAUCUUUACCGAGUUACAGCUUUAAGCAACAGGCUCUUAUGUAGAUCUGACAAAGAAGCUUCACAAGGCAGUUUGUGAGUAAAUUAUUUUGGGGAAGGUACAAUCAUCUAGUUUGUGUUAUGUUUCACAGGUCUUCAUUACACUUGUAUUUAAUGUUGUCGGAUCUACUUAAGUGUCUUGUACGAUGCAGCGUGGGAAUGUCAAAGAAAGUUAUUGAUGCUACUGACUUUAGUUAACGCAGAUGUUGGCAGUGAAGUUGACCACUAGGGCUUAUUUGAGGUGUUUUUUAAAGAUUUUUGUAAUGUCUGGGGUUUCUACAAGUGUCAGUAAAGUUACUAACGAGUCUUAAAAAAAAUUGUUAGAUUUGACAAAAGUAUUAUGGGAAAAAGACAAUGAUCCUGGUGCGACCUAAAUUGCACUCCUAAAAUAAAUGACUGUAUUCUGAGCUACACACUGUAUGACUUCACUAGACAGUCGAAUGAAGAACCCAACGGUCUGAGAGAAAAGUAUGUAGGAACCCGGAGUACGUCUUGUGUUGUGGUCUCUUAAUUUUCUUCUGACCCUUUAAUUCUUCACUGUGAUUGAAAAGGUUGAGCUCUGUAUUAUGGAAAUACAAAAGAUCAUAGACAAACAAUAUGACUUCUGCAAUCUCUUUGUAGUUUUUGUUCUUGUAGUUUUAGUAUUUGAUGGUGUUUUUUUUUCUCCGUGAUAGAGGUUAAAGUAACUUCCUUUCAGCCAUUUCCACCAACCAACAAGCUCAUACCAAGCAAUGUUUUAUUGCACGACUAUUGUAGAGAAACAGGAAUAUGUCUGGAAAUACAGAUUUUGACGAUACAGUUGUCUUCUAUUGUGUCCACUGAAUUUGUGAACAGAUAGAAAAGACAAUUGCAGAGAAGCUGAGAUGAUUUGUUUAUGUUCUCGCUAAAGACCGAAGGACCAAAUCGUCCAAAACAUGACUGACAUGAUCACCCCGUAGGUGGUCAUUAACUGUCGAAUGUGCCUCUUAUGUAUUUAUGUACAUGUGUGUAAAAUGAACAGGCUAGGUUCCGUGUUACGGUUUCUUUUGCCUCACGUGUCCACUGUCUCGCUUUUUGUUAUUGCACCACGUCUGCCCUGUUUGGUUUGUUUUCUAAGGAUGACAGACUGUUGAACACUGUCUGUCUCAAAAAUGACAUGGAUGUUAAAUCCAUGCGUUUUUGUAUUUCCAGUUUGCAUGUCUUUUAAUCAUCAGAUUGUAUGUUCAUUUUUGGUUUUGUCUCCUAUCAUUAAACAGAAGUUGUUAGAAACGAUUAA